Oikopleura dioica is the source of this 873-nucleotide messenger RNA. The record is from the annotation of a GenBank genome assembly. Lineage: Eukaryota; Metazoa; Chordata; Appendicularia; Copelata; Oikopleuridae.
AUGGGUAAAAAACGCGUUGUUACGAAGGAAGAAGAGGACGAGUUGGAAGAGAACUUGAAACGCGCGAAAAAGCCACUGCAAGCUAGAGAGGGACUUCUCUCCAGAACAGAGUAUCUUCGCCAAGUCUUUCAAGGGGAGCUUGACAAGUACGAAAUCGACUGGCUGUCAGCCGAGAGCACUCCCUUCCCAGUUUGCCAGCUUUCCGAUUUUCUGAGCUCGCCAUCUUUUUCUCUCAGCGAGCUAGAAGAUCAAUGCGCGAAAUUAGAACUGAAGCUCAAGAAAAAUGAUCUCUACCAAUUUAGCCAAAGUCAAGAGUUGAUGACUCUUUCGGAGGUUGAUCAGUUGCCACGCCUGUCUGAAUUCAGAGGCUUGAUGAAGGACUUGUGGCCAUUGAUGUCGGCUAUUUCAGGGCAUGAAAUCACCGAUAUGAGCAUGUUCUACGCGGAGUACAAAUACACGGACCAUCUCUUGCCUCACGAGGACGACCUUGAAAAUCGCGUUGUUGCCUUUGUAUAUUAUCUCAACAGCGACGACUGGGUAGAGAAAGACGGUGGUUUCUUCGACAGUUAUGUUUCCGAUGAACAGGGUCAGCCUGUGCGACUGCAUAAGGAAUGGUUGCCACGCCGCAAUUACCUCAACUUCUUCAAAUUGUCCUGUUUAGAAAUGCAUCAAGACGGUUGGGACGUAGGGAAAGGCGGUGCAGUCAGCUAUAUUACGAAAGGAGAAGACGAGGAACUACUGACAGUGUGUCCAAAAGCAAACUCGCUGUCGUUAGUUUUUCGCGAUGCGGAUACCUUACGAUUUUCGAAAUUCUUGAACAAGAAAACUGCCAAAGACGGCUACUUCGACGUCUUCAACUGUUAUUACGAGUGA